Molecule: messenger RNA, 693 nt
Organism: Malassezia sympodialis ATCC 42132
Lineage: Eukaryota; Fungi; Basidiomycota; Malasseziomycetes; Malasseziales; Malasseziaceae
Gene: TIM23
Product: protein transporter TIM23
Biological process (GO): protein import into mitochondrial matrix
Cellular component (GO): TIM23 mitochondrial import inner membrane translocase complex
Molecular function (GO): transmembrane protein transporter activity
Source: RefSeq, a predicted model, not a curated record
AUGGUUUGGCCGUUUUCGUCGCAGCCGAAACUCACCGCGCCUGCCGCGACGGAUGUGAGUGAGCCGCAGGACGUGAAUGCAAGUCCGGCAGAGUACCUGCGCUCGCACUCGUUCGACAAGGGCAGCACGGAGGCCGCACAGGAGGCCCCGACGGCGGCGGGUCUGCUGCGCAACACGGCGCUGGACCCCGCGAAGCUGCACCCGUUUGCGGACAUCAAGGAUGACCUUGAGUACCUAGACAUUGAAGAGGACAGGCCGAACACGAUUGAGGGUGCCCGCACAGCGCUGCCCUCGCGUGGCUGGAGCGACGACCUGUGCUACGGUACCGGCACCACAUACCUGGGCGGCCUCGUCGUCGGUGGGCUGCUUGGCCUGCGGGAGGGCAUGACGCGCCCGCUUGGCAUCGAUUCGCCGACGUUCCGCCUGCGCAUGAACGCCGUGCUCAACCAGGUUUCGCGCCGCGGCACCUUCAUUGGCAACAGCGCCGGUGUGAUUGCUCUGACGUACAAUAUCUUUGAUGCCUCUAUUGACGCGGCGCGCGGUAAGCACGAUAUCUAUGGCAGUGUGGCAAGUGGUGCACUCAGUGGUGCCUUGUUCCGUUGCACAUCCGGUCCCCGCGCCAUGCUCGUGUCUAGCACCCUGAUGAUGGGUGCCGCUGCCACCUGGACCCUGGGCAAGCAGGCUUUCUUGUAG